This is a messenger RNA of Onthophagus taurus, 1588 nucleotides long. RefSeq names its product putative serine protease K12H4.7. Lineage: Eukaryota; Metazoa; Arthropoda; Insecta; Coleoptera; Scarabaeidae. Gene Ontology annotation, biological process: proteolysis. The record is from RefSeq and is a predicted model, not a curated record. Gene Ontology annotation, molecular function: dipeptidyl-peptidase activity; serine-type exopeptidase activity.
CAAAAUUAUAAAUAGUAAUCUUAUCCUAAAUUAAAAAAACCAAAGGAAUAAAUAACACCUUGCAUUCUGUUGAAAUCAUUUGAGGAUUACGAAUUAUAAUCAAAAUGUACUUAAAUUUGUUUUUGGUGAUUUUUGUGUUAACCCAAGUAAAAAGUGAUUUGAUUUUAAAAAAACACGGCCCACCGGAUGUUGAUGCACCCAAAUUAAGAGUGGAUCCUCCUACUUGGGGAACCAUUCAACAAAGAGUCGAUCAUUUCAAUCCUAAGGAUGCAAGAAAAUGGGAAAUGAGAUAUCUAGAAAGUGGACAAUUUUUUGAAGAAAAUGGCCCUAUGUUUAUUUAUUUAGGCGGGGAGUGGAGUAUUAAUAUGGGGUCUAUAAUGUCCGGACAAAUUGUUGAUAUGGCACUAGAGCAUCGUGGUUAUUUAUUUUAUACGGAACAUCGAUAUUAUGGACAAAGUUUUCCUACAGAAGAUCUAUCUCCCGAAAACCUGCAAUAUCUCAACGUCGACCAAGCAUUAGCUGAUGUAGUCUACUUCAUCAACUACAAAAAAGAAACAAUUCCUGGCUUAAAAUCUAGCAAAGUCGUUGUAGUUGGAGGUUCAUACUCAGCAUCCAUGGCUACAUGGUUACGUCUUAAAUAUCCCCACGCCAUCGACAUCGCAUACGCUUCAAGCGGCCCAUUAAGAGCCGUCGCAGAUUUCCACGAAUACUAUGAAGUCAUUAACGAUAAUAUUAAAUUAGUUAACUCGGAGUGUUUACAAACGAUUAAUGAUGGUACUAAUUUAAUGGAAAAAGAAAUGGAAACUGAGGAUGGUUUAAAAAGUUUAAGCGAACGAUUAGGGAUGUGCAACACUUUGAAAAAUGAGGAACCCCACCGCUCGUUUUUCUUCAAUAUGAUUAUCGCUGAAACUUUUGCGGGGUUGGUUCAAUACGCUGGACAAUAUUCCAUUCAAAAUGAUUGCGAUAAAUUGAUGGGAUUUGAUGGGGAUGCUUUAAAUAAAUUAAUUGGGUACAUUAAGGAUAAUUAUAAGGAUGUUUCUUGUAUUGGGGAUUACGACGAAUUUAUUGAAACUUAUUCCUCCCAUGAAACAACAAACGAUAUUUAUCGCCAAUGGAUUUAUCAAACUUGCACUGAAUAUGGGUAUUUCCAAACGACCACAUCUCAAUAUCAACCUUUCGGGGAUACUUUCCCUUUAAACUUUUUCGUUGAUAUGUGCCCAACUUUAUUUGGGGAAAGGUUUAACGAGACUGUUUUAAAUACUGCCGUAAGAAGAACAAAUUUGUUUUAUGGCUCAAUUGAACCUGAGAUUACCAAGUUAAUUUCGGUGCAUGGUUCCGUUGAUCCUUGGCACCCACUCGGAAUUUUGAGCGAUUUGAGUCCUUUAGCUCCCGCUAUUUUUAUUGAGGGUAGUUCUCAUUGCGCCGAUUUAAAAUCGGUGUCUGAGUAUGAUAUUCCAGCUUUGAGGGAGGCUAAAAUAAGGAUUAAGGGGAUUAUUGCUGAAUGGUUAAAAGAAUGAAAAGUUAAAUUUUGAAUGAAUCAUCAUAAAUUAAUUGAUGAAUUGAGUUGUUAAUAAAUUAUACAAAAUGA